Peromyscus californicus insignis is the source of this 3809-nucleotide messenger RNA. RefSeq names its product testis specific serine kinase 2 (gene Tssk2). NCBI's taxonomy places the organism in Eukaryota, Metazoa, Chordata, Mammalia, Rodentia, Cricetidae. The transcript has a single exon. Gene Ontology annotation, cellular component: cytoplasm. Gene Ontology annotation, biological process: microtubule cytoskeleton organization; protein phosphorylation; intracellular signal transduction. The record is from RefSeq and is a predicted model, not a curated record. The coding region runs from base 1036 to 2436 and encodes 466 amino acids. Gene Ontology annotation, molecular function: tau-protein kinase activity; protein serine/threonine kinase activity; ATP binding.
UUCCCCUUGGAAGCCUUCUGUCCUGCCUCCUCCACUAGAAAGAGGCCUUCUUGCUUUCCCUCUGAACACAGCAUCCUUGGGUCACAUCUUGGCAGCUCACUGUAAGCGUAAGACUCCUGUGAGAUGUGAAAAUGAACACAGGACUUCUAAAGUAGCCAAGAUUAUACAAGAUGACAUUUGCAAAACAAACAUUAAUGCACAAAAUACAAGACAGAGCAGCAUGCAAAUGGUGAGCAGUGCUGCAGCGCUUCAUGCAAUCCCUGCUCACCACUCACAAACCCAAGGUGGGGGUACAGUGAGCCCCACCCCUCCACUCAGAAGCUUGCUCCUUAUGGAGAAUGCUAAGGGCCAUCAAUCCCUGAGCCAUCCAGCACCAGGCCCAACACAGUCCCCUCCUCCCAGGAAAGGCCCAGGCUGGCUGUUCCCAAUUCCCCCACCCUAGACCAUCAGAGGCCUGCUCUGGUCCAAGGCCCUGGGCCUCCACAUGCAUCUCAAAGCCAACUGGCUUCUCUAACAGCAACCGUCUUAAAAAUGACUUGGGUUGUACAAGGCCUGCCCAUGAUUUAGAGAAAAGCUCAUGACAUUCUCUCCUUUCCUGACUUAGCCAUUCUCAGCGGUUGCUUGCUUGGUUAUGUUACCAACGUUUGUAUCUAUCCUCCUCCACACCUGCCUACCCUGGACCCUCGGUACAUCCCCUAGCACUACCUACCCUCCUAUCCACACACACACACCUAUUCACCAGGUCUGUGGCUCAUCUGCCCACUCUGCCCAAAGACCCUUGCCAACUCCUGACCCCACACAUGGAACUGCUCUCAUCCAGCAGACUGGGACCACCACUGGACUGACUGGACCUGGGCAGCUUCCACUGAUUUCAGGGUCACAAGCUCACAGGAGGUUUUCUUCAAACCCCAAAGAAAGGGCAGGGAAUCGGCUCUCGUGAAAUGAGGAACACACAGGACCAGUUCCCAAGGCCUGAUAAGGAAACAGGCUUGGGAAUGGACCUGGAUCACCUCCCUUUGGGCCUCGCUGGUGACAAUGAAGCCACAGCAAGAAGGAGGGCCAGGGAGGGUUACCACAGGCCUGAAUGCCAGCUUCAUUCCAGUGGGUGGGGAGGGGGUGCUCCUUCUAGGCCUUCCUGGCUUGCAGGGGCCCCAUUGCCCACAGCCUAGUCCCCACUCCCAGCAGCCUGGCUUUAUGACUUCAUUCGCUGGUCACUUGGUGACAGUGCUGAGCGCUCCACUCCUCCAAGUCCAGGCCAGCCCAACCAGACGCCUCCCCACAGUGGGAAUGAGGACAAUGCUUGCUGGCCCGGGUCGGGAGGGGAUGCAGAGGGCGGCGGCACCGGCCGCUCCUGGCACCAUGGACGAUGCCGCGGUCCUAAGGAAGAAGGGUUACAUCGUAGGAAUCAAUCUGGGCAAGGGCUCCUAUGCAAAAGUCAAAUCUGCCUACUCUGAGCAACUCAAAUUCAAUGUGGCAGUCAAGAUCAUAGACUUCAAGAAAACACCCACUCACUUUGUGGAGAGAUUCCUUCCUAGGGAGAUGGACAUCCUGGCGACUGUCAACCACCGUUCCAUCAUUAAGACCUACGAGAUCUUUGAAACCUCUGGUGGACGCAUCUACAUUAUCAUGGAGCUGGGCGUCCAGGGCGACCUCCUCGAGUUCAUCAAGUGCCGAGGAGCCCUGCAUGAGGAUGUGGCACGUAAGAUGUUCCGCCAGCUCUCCUCAGCCGUCAAGUACUGCCAUGAUCUGGAUGUUGUCCACCGAGACCUCAAGUGCGAGAACAUUCUGCUUGACAAGGACUUCAACAUCAAGCUGUCUGACUUCGGCUUCUCCAAGCGCUGCCUGCGGGACGGGAGUGGGCGCAUCGUCCUCAGCAAGACCUUCUGUGGGUCAGCGGCUUAUGCGGCCCCCGAGGUUCUGCAGGGCAUCCCCUACCAGCCCAAGGUGUAUGACAUCUGGAGCCUGGGUGUGAUCCUGUACAUCAUGGUCUGUGGCUCUAUGCCCUAUGAUGACUCUAACAUCAAAAAGAUGCUGCGCAUCCAGAAGGAGCACCGAGUGGACUUCCCACGCUCCAAGAACCUGACUGGUGAGUGCAAGGAUCUCAUCUACCAGAUGUUACAGCCCGAUGUCAACCGGCGGCUGAACAUUGAUGAGAUUCUCAGCCACUCAUGGCUACAGCCCCCCAAGCCCAAAGCCAUGUCUUCUGCUUCCUUCAAGAGGGAGGGGGAGGGCAAGUAUCGAGCUGAGUGCAAGCUGGAUACUCGACCAGGCUCAAGACCUGAACACCGGCCUGACCACAAACUGGGGGCCAAACCCCAGCACCGGAUGAUGGUGGCACCCGAGAAUGAAGACAGGAUGGAGGAGAGGCUGGCUGAGACUUCCAGAGCUAAAGACCAUCACAUCUCUGGAGCUGAGGUGGAGAAAGCAAGUACCUAGUGGUGGAGUGGGCCCUGGGGGGUCAUGGUGUGCAGUUUGCACUCACAUAAGCUAAAUAGGCAGGUAGGAGCUGAAGAAGGCACAGGCGCAAGGAACAAGUAAAAUCCGUCAAUUAAACCACUCUUUUGAUUAUGUUCUAUUAGCUUUCUUCCACUUAGUAGCAAAGACAUUAAUACUGACCACCAAAUAAACCACAAAGUGUAUACAAGCAUUGAGAGUGCCCAGUGGGGAGUCUUUUUCUCUAGGACUCAUCCAGCGCGGGGAUCUCUAGCAUAGGGGUCCAGGAACUCAGGCCCAGGCAGACUCAUUGAGGCCUGUGGCGGAGGGGACCUCUGUCAUAGUCCUCUUGCCAGGCUCACACUUGGCAGCCUCUGGCCUCUCCCACCCCCAGGCUUCCAGGCGUAGACUGCACCAUGCUUCCCCCUCAUCUAACGCAAUACAAGCUAUCCUGACCGUCUUGUCCUUACCCAGGUCAGAUUCCGUUAACCCCAAAGAGGCGAUCAAAAUUAACGAGCUUUGCUGCCUAAGCCUCACCCUCACCACUCCCAGGUGACCCGCUGACAGCUUGUGGCCGUCUUCCCCAUCCUGUAGAGCUGUGGUGCUGCAACCCCCAGCAUCCCUCAAUGUCAUUUCCUGGUUACCACCCCUCCCUAAAGAUUCCCUCAUGCUGGCCAGAUGCUUGAGGUGGUCAGCAUCUGGGCAGCAGCCAUCCCCACUCUCUGCUUCCCACUCACUGGAUAAUCCCUUGGAUUAAGGCUCAACCUUCCCUAAGAGACAACAGUACCAAAGUCCUUAGCCUGGGAUCCCAGCUGCAGCCCUGCGGCUCCAGGGCACAGGAACUCACUGUGGGGAACUUCUGGUUAGCAGAGGCCUGACCUAGUUUGUUUCUAUUGCCAAGAUUGCCGGGCGGUGGUGGCGCACGCCUUUAAUCCCAGCACUCGGGAGGCAGAGCCAGGCGGAUCUCUGUGAGUUCGAGGCCAGCCUGGUCUUCAAAGCGAGUUCCAGGAAAGGCGCAAAGCUACACAGAGAAACCCUGUCUCGAAAAACCAAAAAAAAAAAAAAGAAAUUUCAAAGACACCAGAGCCCCACGGCACGACAGCUGUACUUAGGUUGGAGAAGGUGGGUCUGUUGGACCCCAUCCUAGCACAGGGCCAGGGGUGCCGAGGGAAGAAAACAGUCGGGGUUUCCAAGACUUCCUAAAUCCUAGUGCAAACCUAAGGUGUCUUCAUAGGCCUUUGUUGCAUUACAGCAGCCGGCACUGAGUGUGGAGGCCAGUGUGCCGUGAGGCAAAAGAGCAACUAUGCAUCAAGGCCACACCCACUCUCGCCUGCCUCCCUGCAGAGACUGCAGGCCUGGAGUCCAGAACCUCCCCA